Messenger RNA from Akanthomyces muscarius, 1869 nucleotides. RefSeq lists its product as uncharacterized. The record is from RefSeq and is a predicted model, not a curated record. The transcript has 3 exons. Gene Ontology annotation, molecular function: dipeptidyl-peptidase activity. Bases 1 to 1869 code for a protein of 622 amino acids. Lineage: Eukaryota; Fungi; Ascomycota; Sordariomycetes; Hypocreales; Cordycipitaceae.
AUGGCCUCAACUGCGGACCACAAGGCCGACACUCAGCCGAAAACCCAAGAUCAGUUUCCUGACAUUGUCAUGAAACCGCUUGCCACAGCUGCGAUGCAUCCCGAGUAUCACUACGACGGUUUCCAUCCUGGCAGCCAAGUUCUGGAGGUCGGGCACGCUCGAUCUCCAGGCCGGCGACAGUUUGGCGUCCGGACAGUCUACGAGCGGGACCAAGCAAUCAUUGUCCGAGAUGGCGCUUGCUUGUAUGGCGACAUUUUCCGGCCCGAGACGUCAGACGUAGACGCUGUCCCGUGCAUUAUUCCAUGGAGUCCGUACGGUAAGACGGGCACUGGACCUCAAAACUACGACUCCAUGGCUCCCCACCGCGCAGGACUCGCACCCGACAGAACGUCUGGGUACGAAAAGUUUGAAGCUCCAGAUCCGGCCGAGUGGGCUGAGCGUGGCUAUGCUGUGGCCAACAUCGAUGCGCGCGGUGCCGGGCACAGUCAAGGCAUCAUUGCCGCCUGGGGCCGGCAGGAAGCCGAGGACGUCUACGACGUGAUCGAGUGGAUUUCGAAGCAGCCCUGGUGCAAUGGAUCGGUAGUCAUGGCAGGCAAUUCCUGGCUCGCGAUUGCGCAGAUCAACUUUGCGUCUCGGAUGCGGCACCCCGCCCUCAAGGCCAUUGCGCCGUGGGAGAGCCUGACCGACCCCUAUCGGCACAUUGUGGCUCGAGGCGGCCGCCCGCACGUGCCCGGCUUUCAAAAACUGAUCCAGGGCGCGUUUGCUGGACCCGAAGGUGCUGAGAGCAUGUCUGACAUGCUCGAGAAGCGACCGCUGUACGACGACUACUGGGAAGCCAAGAGGAUCCCCGUCGAAAACAUUGACAACAUUCCCAUGUACGUUGUGGCGUCGUAUUCGUCCAUGGUCCAUUCAUACGGAUCCUUCCAAACCUUUCGUCGCGCAAAGACGCUCAAGAAAUGGCUGCGCGUUCAUCCCUUCCAAGAAUGGUAUGACCUGUAUCGCCCCAGCAUGUCGGAUGAGCUUCAAAGGUUCUUUGACUUUUACUGCAAGCCGGCCGCAGCCAGUCCUGCAGAUGUGAACAACUGGGAAACGUCGACACCCGCGAUUCGACUCUCGCUUCUUGGCUUCGAGGCUGACGGCAGUCCUGCGGCCACGGUUGUCGAGAGGCCAGAGUCAUCCUACCCUCUCGAGCGGCAAGAACUGCGCAAGUAUUUUCUUGAUGCGCAGACUGGGACAUUGCUGAAGACGGCCCCGGCCGAAGCGACGACGCGGAGCUACGAAGGGAAAAGCCUGCACGAUCAACUGAGUUUCACGGCAUUUUUCGACGUCGCAACCGAGCUGGCUGGGUAUCCAAAGGCAGUUCUGCACAUGUCAUGCGCUGACCAUGACGACAUGGACGUCGUCGUGCAAGUCCGCAAGAUCGACGCCUCCGGUAGACAGCUUGUCCAUCUCAACUACCCCUGUCCAGUCCCGCUACACAAAGUCCCGAAUGUCAACGUGACGAAGACGCUGGGACCACAGGGAUUCCUACGAGCAUCCCAUCACGUCACCAAGGGCGAUGACCCCGGUGGAUCUGCUUCGUCCACCGAUGACUUGUCUACAGAAACAGACAUCUUCUACAGCCAUCGAACACGGGAGCCGAUUCCACCCGGAAAAGUUAUCCGCCUUGAGAUUCCCCUGUGGCCCAUUGGCAUGACAUUCGAGGCGGGCGAGGGCAUCGCGCUCAAUGUCUCGGGCCAUGACAUGUGCCUGCCCGAGACGGACAAGUGCCGCUUGACCGAGCCCGAAGAUGAGAACGUGGGAACGCAUCGUCUCCAUACCGGAGGAGGCUUUGACAGUUGCUUAAUCGUACCAGUCAUUAAAGGAUGA